AUGAGUCGAUUGAAUACAUCAUUGAAAUAUAAAUUUAAUUGUUUUUAUAUCCGAUCGCGUUUUUAUUCAAAACUUAAACAAUGUAAUUCAACACAUUGUCAAAUAUUGAUUAUUACUGGACUUCUUGUAGUUUUUAUUAAUGAAGUUUUACUUUAUCAAUGGGCUCGUCUUAAUUGGCCAAAUAUUGAAGAAAUAGCAAAAAAAUCAUCUGUUGAAAAACUUCUUCUUGUUGCUGAUCCACAAUUAAUUGGUGAAAAAGAUGAAGGUAUUUUGGGUUUUAUAACUAGAAGAGAAGCUGAUCGAUAUCUUGCUAAAACUUUUGCACAAGCAAAUGCUUAUGUUAAACCAGAUUGGAUUGUUUUUUUAGGUGAUAUUUUUGAUGAAGGUUUAUCAGCAUCUGAUGAUGAAUUUAAACGAUAUUUUGAGAGAUUUAAUCUAAUAUUUGAUUAUAAAAAUCAUGAACAACGUUAUAUUAUUAUUCCAGGUGAUAAUGAUGUUGGCGGAGAAUAUUAUGGUGAUAGACAACCAAUAUUAAGAGAACGUUUUCGAAAUUAUUUUGGUCGUAUAAUUGCUUUAUAUCAUCAAAAUGAUAUUGAAUUUUUAAAAUUAGAUAUGGAUAUGUUUGAUUCAUUUACAGAAGGAAAACAUAAUACAAUAAUGGAACAAAUACAAAAUCGUCCGAUGACAGCAAAUUUUCGUAUUAUACUAAAUCAUUGGCCAAUAUUAACACGUACUGCUCGUUUUAUAAAACCAUUUAUCAAUGAAUUAGAACCAAAUAUUAUUCUCAAAGGUGAUAGUCAUCAUUUUUCUAUAAUAUCAUAUGAUCGUAUAAAUAUGAUAAAUAAAUAUCUAGCUAAAGAAUCUCUUUCACAAUCAAUUUUUUCAUUAGAUUUAAAUCAAAAAAAUUUCGUUUAUGAAAUAUCAGUUCCAACAUGUUCAUAUCGAAUGGGUGUUCAACGUAUUGGAUAUGUUGUUCUUUUACUUGAUAGUGAAAGUAAAACUGCUCAUCUGACAAUUCUUUCAACACCAAAAAGAUAUAUAGCUUUAUAUGUUUAUUUAAUUUAUGGAAUACUUGGAAUAAUUUUUAUUAUUCUAACUUCACUUUUUUCACGACGAAAUCUCAUUCGAUUGGUUAUGUUUUCGCGUUUAAUAUAA
Rotaria sordida is the source of this 1155-nucleotide messenger RNA. NCBI's taxonomy places the organism in Eukaryota, Metazoa, Rotifera, Eurotatoria, Philodinida, Philodinidae. The record is from the annotation of a GenBank genome assembly.